AUGAGCUUCGUGAGCUCCACGCGAACGUGCAAUGAGCCCAUCGAUUGGGCCAUGAGCAACAAUCAGCGCAUCCACGGCGACGGGUACGGGCGCUACGAGUACCCCGCCGAGGAGGAGCCCGAGAAGACGAUUCCGCCUCACCUCGUUCGGAGCCAGCAGAAGGAAUUCGAGGCUGAUUUUGGGCAGCGCAGACGCAAGGUUGAGGGCGAGGGCGGCUACUUGGGCGGCAUGCGCAUGCCCCCCAAGGGCAUGAACAACCUCGAGGGUCGUAAAGACCUGUUCGGGAUCAUGAAGCAGCAGAGGCCGAAGAGUGGCGAGGUUGCCAACCCCGAUUCGUGGAUCGGACGGCCGGGCAACAAUCCCCAGGCCGGCAAGGCAAUGUGCGCCAAUUCUCCAAAGCUCCGCGCGGACCGCGUCAACGACUGCCUCAAGGAUAUCUCGUUCAUCAAGAAGCACGGCGAUCCUAACCGUCCGCAGUACUACGACGGCGAGUGGAUCGGUAAUCCGGGCCACAGGACCCAGCCCGCGCCCCCCAUCGACACCAACGUGGGCGGGUACAGGCACACGCAGUUCCGGUCCACCGCCGAGUCGCGGAAGGAUUUCUUCGCGAGGAUGUACGGCGACCCCGACCACCGCGGCGGCGAUUUGGACGGGUGGCUCGGCAACCGCAAGAUCGACCCGUCCAAGGGACUUUUCCGCCCGGACCGCGUCGAGGACGAGCUCGGGCCGGGUCUCAUCAAGAAGAAGGACACCCCCGACGCGGGGGCGCCGGGGUACCUGCGACCGAUUAAGGACCAGACGGAGGAGUUCCUGGAGUGCUUCAAGCCCGAGCUGUACAAGGAGCAGGAGCCCACGUCUCCGAUGUCGCGCGCCGCGAGGCCCGAGGACAUGAAGCCCACGAUGAAUCGCGGGCCGAAGAAGGUGCCGGAGCCGGUGGGACGAUCGCAGCGGCGGGGCAUGUACGGGAUCAUGAGCCACGGCACCAGACCGGAUGGAGCCGUCGGCGACGAUUUCUUACCAACCGGGCGGCACGGCGUGAAAGUCCCGGGGGCGGACACGGAGGUUGGAAAGGGGCAGCUGCUGCUGUACACGAACGAGUACUGCUCGUCGAUGGGCCGACGGGGCAUCGACGAGCUGGAAGACGAGCUCUAG
This is a messenger RNA of Micromonas commoda, 1152 nucleotides long. RefSeq lists its product with no specific name. The record is from RefSeq and is a predicted model, not a curated record. Bases 1 to 1152 code for a protein of 383 amino acids. The transcript has a single exon. NCBI's taxonomy places the organism in Eukaryota, Viridiplantae, Chlorophyta, Mamiellophyceae, Mamiellales, Mamiellaceae.